AAUAUUAAAGUGAAACCCAUUAUAUGGUUGUAAUGGCACAUCCAUACACGCACACACACACACUCAGACAGAGAAUAAGUGGUUCGCAAGCUGUGCUGCACAGUCAAUUUACUUACAUAUUGUACCAUCUAAUCUACACACACACACACACAAUAACACUACUUGAUACAACUUCUUUACCAAACUCCGAAGAGCUCCUGACCUCCGCGGACAUUCAGGAUGGCAAGGUUGAGUACGACAGGGCCACCGGUGCUAGCACCAAGUACAAGCUGAUUGAGGGUGGCUACGAGAUGAUCAUCACCACGCCCCAGCCGAAUGGUACGGUCAAGACCCAGGUGAAAACCUUCUGGGAUCCGAAGCCUGUUAGCGAGGCGGAUCUGGCCAAGGAGCAGGCAAACAAGAAGCUCGUCAAGCAGCGUCUGGGCAAGGAGAUACGCAUCGAUGAGAGAACCACCAUGCUGACCCGCGCCAUUGAGGGCGGUUACGAGGAGGUCUACACCACCAUCAAUGACGAUGGCACGCGCAGCUCGCGCACCAAGACCUUCUUUGAUUCCGUGCCCACGGAAAUCAAUGAGAGCACCAACACCCAGGUGAACAAGACCAAGAAGAAUGUUACGCGCAAGUCGUCGGUGGACUCUACCGACUCCACGGAGUCAUCCUCUCGUCGCAUCGUUCAAAAGACGCAGAAGAACGUGAUCCAAAAUGUCAACGAUAAGCAGUCGAACUAUCGCGAGGAUACCACCAUCGAGGAGACGCGUCGGGUUAGCCAGAACAUUGAGAUCACCGAGAACAAUCGCACCGUGCGCAAGAAUUCGCUCCAGGAGCAGAGCAUCAAGGCCAUUUCUCAGAGCUCCAACGAUAGCGGCAAGAAGAAGAAGAAGCCCAAGUCAUCGGCACCACCACCACCAGCGGACUUUGUGCAAAACGAUACCACUACCGUGUCCUCGAAGCGUGUGCCCGGCGGCGUGGAGUACACCUACUCAACGGAACUGGAGUCGGGCAAGACGAUUACCACCUCGAAGACCGUCUACGAGGAGGAAGAAGUCGAGCUGACCGAGGAGGAGAUCAAGCAGUACAAGAAGACUUUGAAGGAUGCUGAGAAGCACAAGAACGUGACCAGCACCAAGAAGCUCCGGUCCGAGUCGGGCACCAAGAAGAUCGUGCCCUCCGAGAAUCCAGGCGAUGUGACCACCGUUGAGACCAUCAAGAUCGAGGGCGGCACUGAGUACCACUACACCACCGUGACCGCUGAGGGUAUUGUGAAGAAGGCAGUGAAGACUGUGUACGAUCCGGUGCCCAGCUCCAAAUCGAACCCCGAGGAUACCGACGAGGAGGAGAUCAUUGAGGAGUACGAGGAGGAGAUUAUCGAGCCCGGCGAGAAGACGGUCAAGACUAUUGAGACUGUGAAGCAGUUGCCUCACAAGUUCCAAGAGGAAGUGACCAUCACCCAUGAGAAGAAGGAGAAGAAGGUAAAGAAGUCCAUGGUCAUAAGCCAUUAAAGCGCGCACGGCACAACCACAAAACAAACACGCACACAUCGAAAAACACACACCCACACUUAUUCACACGCUAGCUUUUGUAUUCGUUGAAAUUUGAAAAGUAUAUUUUGAUCUGUAAGAUUGGAAAUUAUGAGUACCCCUAAUAUGUAUUUCAGCGCCCAGUUCAGAUAGC
This is a messenger RNA of Drosophila novamexicana, 1671 nucleotides long. RefSeq lists its product as uncharacterized. The coding region runs from base 24 to 1499 and encodes 491 amino acids. The record is from RefSeq and is a predicted model, not a curated record. Lineage: Eukaryota; Metazoa; Arthropoda; Insecta; Diptera; Drosophilidae. The transcript is spliced from 2 exons.